Messenger RNA from Scomber japonicus (chub mackerel), 1470 nucleotides. RefSeq names its product abhydrolase domain containing 8b (gene abhd8b). The record is from RefSeq and is a predicted model, not a curated record. The transcript is spliced from 4 exons. Gene Ontology annotation, molecular function: catalytic activity. The coding region runs from base 1 to 1470 and encodes 489 amino acids. NCBI's taxonomy places the organism in Eukaryota, Metazoa, Chordata, Actinopteri, Scombriformes, Scombridae.
AUGCUGACCAGCUUUAUGGAGGGCCUUCUCUGCUGCCUAACAACAAAGUCAGUCAACGUUGUGGUUCCUGUAGACACCUCAGAACCUGCUGAUGGCUAUGAGUUUGUAGAGGUGAAACCAGGCCGGGUAUUACGGGUUCGACAUAUCAUCCCUGACAGGCCAGUGGUGGAGGAACCCACAGGGCAGGCUGGAAGUGUCAGUUGCAAGCGGAGGAUCACAGUAUAUCGUAAUGGACAGCUAUACAUUGAGAACUUAGGUGACAGGGCGAGUCCAGAGCUGAAAAACUGCCAGAAUGGAGAGACAGAACCCAACAGCACUCUGGAGGUCGAACUGACAGAUUGUGGCAACUCCUCGCCGCCCGUCAGUAUCCCUAAUUCCAGAUCUAACUCUAUCACAGCAGGAAAAGAUGGGGCAUCUGACACAGGAGCAGGAGGAGAGGCACCUGCUGCCGGACAGCUGGACCAGUCACAGCAACUCAGGAAGCGCAGGCGGAAGCCCAAGCGCACUGUGAUAAUUGACUGUGAGAGGAGGAUAUCAUCCUGUAAAGGGAGUCAUGCAGAUGUGGCCCUGUUCUUCAUCCAUGGAGUGGGGGGCUCGCUGGAUAUCUGGGGAAGCCAGUUGGACUUCUUUUCUCGUCUGGGCUAUGAGGUGAUCGCUCCGGACCUGGCAGGUCACGGUGCCAGCUCAGCACCACAUAUAGCUGCAGCAUACACUUUCUAUGCCCUGGCUGAGGAUAUAAGACUUAUCUUCAAGAGAUACGCACGCAAGAGGAAUAUUCUCAUAGGACAUUCUUAUGGUGUGUCGUUCUGUACGUUCCUGGCCCAUGAGUAUCCAGAACAGAUCCACAAGAUGGUGAUGAUCAACGGAGGUGGUCCCACAGCUCUGGAGCCCAGCCUUUGCUCCAUCUUCAAUCUGCCCACCUGUGUGCUUCACUGCCUCUCCCCGCUGCUAGCCUGGAGCUUUCUCAAGGCUGGUUUUGCUCGGCAGGGUGCAAAGGAAAAGCAGCUGCUGAAAGAGAACAAUGCCUUCAACGUGUCGUCUUUUGUGCUGCGUGCCAUGAUGAGUGGGCAGUACUGGCCUGAGGGGGACGAGGUCUACCAUGCUGAGCUCACUGUGCCCAUCCUGCUGGUUCAUGGCAUGCAUGACAAGUUUGUCCCCAUUGAAGAAGACCAACGAAUGGCAGAGAUCCUCCUCCUGGCCUUCUUAAAGGUUCUGGAGGACGGCAGUCACAUGGUCAUGAUGGAAUGUCCCGAGCCUGUCAACACACUUCUGCAUGAGUUUUUCCUCUGGGAGCCCGCUGCCCCUCCACCACCGAAGAAAGAGUCCAAAACGCGUCCAGAGACUGCCAGGGCCCUAUCUGACAACCCCAAGGCCACAUCUGACCCUGACAACGUCCGACCUGCAACUGCCAGGCAAUCCUCAUCAAAUGCUGCUGCAGAGGAGAAGCCAGACAGCCAGGCCAAAAAAUGA